GGACGUUGCCGAGGCGGCGGGUAGAUGCCGGAUGCGGCUCCGCGUGAGCUGCGCGCUGCCAGCCCGACGCUCCGCGGGAGAUGAACGAGGCCGGGAGUCGCACCCCCGACCUGAUCCAGAGACCCGCCAGCCUCCUAGUGCCGACCUGGACAAAAACAGGAAUAGCCCUGCUGUAUAAUGAAGACACUGGGAACACCUGUGAUAUACGUCUGAAGCUGACUAAAGAAGCGCUAACCAUUCAGAAGCAGGACGUGGUGAGAGUCAGUGGAGGUGAAUCCCAUUCAAAUCGCAGAACUGUUGUACUUCGAAGACAAGCUGUUGGAGGCUUUGGCCUGAGCAUCAAAGGGGGAGCUGAACACAAAGUCCCAGUAGUUAUUUCAAAGAUUUUCAAAGAACAAUCAGAUCAAAUGGAAAUGCUAUUUGUCGGAGACGCGAUGCUACAGGUCAAUGGCAUUAAUGUGGAAAAUGCCACUCAUGAGGAAGUGGUGCAACUUCUGCGUAGUGCUGGAGAUGAAGUCACCAUUACUGUUCAAUUCCUCCGGGAGGCGCCGUCCUUCCUAAAACUCCCCCUGGGGUCUCCUGGACGUUCAAGUGAUCAGAGCAGUGGAGCUUCUUCACCCCUUUUUGACAGUGGGUUACACCUCAAUGGAAACUCAAACCACUAUGCUCCCUGCUCCCCCUCGUCGCCCCUGUCGCCCUCCGCUAAUGAGGCUCGCUACGAGAAACGCUGGCUGGACGCCCUGCCGCUGCCCCUGCUCCUGGCCCGUGUCUCCCGCUACAGACCAGGAAGCCAUAAAUUAAGGCCCAACAGUUUGGAGGUACUCGCUACGGACGCGGACUGCCCCACUGUUCUGCAGUUCUGCACGGCCUCGGAGAGCACCGAUUGGCUGCAGUCCGUAUCCACCAACAUCAAUGACCUGACAACGGAGAAUAUAAAAAAGACAAACAAAUUCAGCUCUCCUGAAGAUCAGAUAGUCCACAUGGGCUGGGUCUGUGAAAACCUAUUGGCUAAAGACUCCACACACGUCUACACCUCCAAAUUUCUGGUGUUGAAAGGAUCUUCUCUCUGCGUUUUCAACCGCCCCCCAGUCAGCACAUCGGACUGGGAACAGGCGGAGUCCAUCCACAACCUCUGUGAGGUUCUGUUUAAAGCCCAUAAGCUGUGGGUAGCGGAAGACUGCUGGACGCAGGCCAAGCUUUUCCGGGGGCAGCAGCAGGAAGCCGAGCUUCGGGACGGCCGGGCGCUGUGCUUCAGCGUGCUCCUGGGGCACGGACAUGCCCACAACUACAGCGUGGAGCUGGGCAGCGACCUCAACCUCUGGGAGAAGGCCUUCCAGACCGCCAUCUGUUUGGAUGUGCAAAGAGUGGGGUCAAAGACCUACAUGUGCAGCAGUCAAGGGAAGGUCCUGCGUUUUAUCAUCGACUUCGAAUCUGGGUUCACCUGCACAGAGUGCAGCUCAAAGAUGAUUCUAUGGAGGUACAGAUUCUCCCAGCUGAGAGGUUCAUCUGACGAUGGAAAGACAAGGGUCAAACUUUUGUUCCAGAACCCAGAGAGUAAACAGAUAGAGAUGAAGGAGUUAGAGUUUGCCAACCUGACCGCUGUCCUACACUGCAUACAUUCCUUCAUGGCGGCCAAAGUGGCAUCAGUGGACCCAGUGUUCACUGCCAAGAAGCACCUGCACACCAGCUAGAAGUGUUUACUCGACAUUCUCAACCUACACAAUGUACCCAUUCUACCUACUUCCGCUGUUGUGGACACAAUAGGGACGAUUCAAUGCACUUUGUCUUUAUGUUUGAGUGAACUAAGCAAAUAUUUUGUGUUUGUUUUGAUACAUUUCCAGUUCAGUGGUUGGCUGAAAUUAUUAAUAGAUAUUCUGCAGGAAUGCAAAACAUAGCCGUUGCUUAUUAUUCAUUACUUCAAAUGAAAGUAGUACUUUUUGGGGUUGAAUUGAAUCUGACCCUGUAUCUGUACAUAUGUACUUAGUUUCUUUUAUUUUUGUACGACUGUUGUAAGAUAAAAGGAAAAUAAUACUAUGAGCAAAAAUGCCCGCUAAAGUUUGAAGUAUAAAUAUUUUGACUUGCAUUGAUUGAAGAUGUAAGGUAAUUAACUUAGACUUUGCUGUUUCUGCACUUUAUACAUACUGGGUUCUGAGCAAGAAAUACCAACCAUGAGUGACAUUCUGUGUGCGUGUUUGGUGUGUUUGCAUGUGUGAGUGCAUGUACUGUAAGUACAGUAUGGUGUGUUUUUGUAUGUAUGUAUACACAACAAACAUUAGUCUUUUAACGGCAUUGUGUUUGAGUCUGAUUUCCUUGUUAAAACAUGUUGUUGUUGGCUUCACUGUACCCCUCCUAUGCUAAUAUCCCCAUUGCCAUUAAACUCACUGAAACCAAUGAAACACAGCAGAGUUUUGACUAUAGGAGGGACACCUGGAUUCUGGAAGCAUAGUGCAAAAAAAGUUACAUUCAAAAGAAACAAACCCCCUCUGUGUUACAGUUAAUCCUCUUUUGAUAUUUGAAACCUAUGGAAGAUUUUGAAUGCAUCAAGCUUAGAACAGUGGUCGGAGACAAACAAUGGAGAAAUUUGAUUCAAUGGUAAACACAUUGGAAUAAUUUGUCUUUUUUAAAGAGCUUGCAGUGAGCAGAUAAGGCUUGUGAAAGUGCAGCAGUCAAUUUGAGUUUAGAGCAGACCCGUCCCUUUUAUCUGAUCUCUUUCAUCACUGCUGCCACUCUUCUCCUUAAGAGUGGUUUAACUGAGCAAAAAGCACAAUACAACGAGUCAAACAUUUUAUUCAACAAAGACAAGAACUGCACGUUUUACAAUGUUUGCUUUGUUGUUAUUUUCUAAAGCUAGGUGUAUCAUUUCAUUUCCUAAAUGUGUUUUGUAAACGAAAAUAUUUGUGCUUAUUUUGCAAAUGUCAUACAUCUGUGAGGGCUGGGGUGGGUUAUUUUAAAGCUAUAGAGUUUAAAGCUACUCCAUGUUAAUCCUAUUUGUCAUUUACUUUGAAAUUUUAUUUUUUCUCUGCUGAUUAAUCAGUAUUGUAUUUGAUAUAUAGAAAAGUAUUGCAAAUUGAGGAAGUGAUAUUUAGAGUAUUUUAAUCUUUGUACAAAAAAGUAUCAUGUCACAAAAUCAUUUGUAAGGAGGAAAAUUAAUUUUAAUAUACAUUACAUGACUCCCACUUAUUUGUAAACUUUUAUGAAUAAAACAUUUCUAAACACAGA
Conger conger (European conger) is the source of this 3219-nucleotide messenger RNA. It is a transcript of the gene sntg2, whose product is annotated as syntrophin, gamma 2. The record is from RefSeq and is a predicted model, not a curated record. Gene Ontology annotation, cellular component: dystrophin-associated glycoprotein complex; intracellular anatomical structure. Lineage: Eukaryota; Metazoa; Chordata; Actinopteri; Anguilliformes; Congridae. Gene Ontology annotation, molecular function: structural molecule activity; protein binding. The coding region runs from base 81 to 1691 and encodes 536 amino acids. The transcript is spliced from 17 exons.